GUUGGCGCAUGUGCAGUGUAGGUCAUGUAGUGGGACAAAGACAGUGUUACUGAGUGUGGGAGAGGAAUGACGCCGGCGGCUUAAGGAACAAGAACAGAAACCGCUGGAAAAGUUGAGCAGCCCUGGCUGCAUGUGUCAAGGGAAUCCGAGGAAACGUUACGUGUCCAGUGAUGCUCUUUCAGAACAGAAACAGGUUUCGGAGACGUCGCCAGGCCUGAGCGCCCGGGGAGAGGGGACAAGUAUCUGAAGACUGAAGUUUAAAAAUCAACAGAUGAAGGGCCUAUGCCUGAAUUGUCGAUUCUCCUGCUGUUUGGAUGCUGCCUGACCUGCUGUGCUGUUCCAGAACCGCACUUUUCAACUCCUCUCCAGCAUCUGCAGUCCCCACUUUCACAUCAAUGUCUGACAGUCACUCAAUCCAUCAGGACCUCAACGAUUUUCAACUAUGAUUCUGUGAGAAGGAGCAAAACAUUUUGGUUCCUGUUUCAGACCAUUUUCAGCAUCAGCGGGACUGAAUGAGAGUCUCUACUGUUACAGCACACUGUGUGUAAAGCCUGAAACAGUUAUACGGCCAGGAAAGAGGAAUUUACUGUGGGCAGGGGCCAUACAUGGGGAUGUAGCUGCGGCCAUGGUGAAACCAGAGGAAUCCCACACUGUGGAGAAACCGUGGAAGUGUUGCGACUGCGGGAGAGGCUUCCAUGCCCCAUCUGUCCUGGAGAUUCAUCGGCGAAGUCACACCGGGGAGAGGCCAUUCUCCUGCCCCGAGUGCGGGAAAGGCUUUACCUGCUCCUCCCGCCUGCUGGACCACCGCCGAGUACACACUGGGGUGAAGCCAUUCUCCUGCCCUGAGUGUGGGAAGGGCUUCACCUACUCCUCCCACCUGGUGGCCCACCAGCGCGUCCACGCUGGGGAAAGGCCCUUCCCCUGCUCUGAGUGUGGGAAGGCCUUCAGCAUAUCCUCGGACCUGCUGAAGCACCAACGGGUCCACAGAGGGGAGAGGCCAUUCAGCUGCCCUGAGUGCGGGAAGGCCUUCAGUGAUUCCUCUACCCUGCUGAGGCACCAGUGGGUCCACAUCGGGAAAAGGCCGUUCUCGUGCCCUGAGUGCAGGAAGGGCUUCACCCGCUCUUCCGCUCUGCUGACCCAUCUGCGAGUCCACACGGGUGAGAAGCCCUUUACCUGCCCCGAGUGCAGGAGGGCCUUCAGCAGGUCUUCCCACCUGCUGAGGCACCAGCGAGUCCACACUGGGGAGAGGCCGUACUCCUGCCUUCAGUGCGGAAAGUGCUUUACCCAGCCCUCCAACCUGCUGACCCACCAGCGGAUCCACACCCGCGAGAGACCGUUCUCCUGCCCCGAGUGCGGGAAGGGUUUUGCUGUUUCCUCUAACCUCGUGGCCCACCGGCGGGUCCACACGGGGGAGAGGCCAUUCAGUUGUCCCGAGUGCGGGAAGGCCUUCAGCAAUUCCUCUGCCCUGCUUAGGCACCAGCGUGUCCACACCGGAGAGAAGCCGUUCUCCUGCCCAGAGUGCGGGAAGGGCUUUACCCGCUCCUCCACACUACUGACCCACCAGCGGGUCCACACAGGGGAGAGGCCAUUCAGCUGCCCCGAGUGCAGGAAGGCCUUCAGCGAUUCCUCUGCUCUGCUGAAGCACCAGCGAGUCCACACCGGGGAGAGGCCCUUCAGCUGCCCUGAGUGCGGGAAGAGGUUUACGUUUUCCCGCAAUUUGCGGAAGCACCAACAGGGGCACCAGCGCUCACAACAGUCAGAUUCCACAGCUAACACUGCUGUGAGUUCCCCCCAGGACUGCAAAUUAAAACUGUCGGCGGUGGAGGAGAGAGAGCCGGCGCCCGCGGCUUCUUCGGCGGCGGCCGGAGCCCAGGAGCUCAACAACCCCCCGGAGCUGGAGGAAGGUCCGAGCUCCAAGAAGCGGGGGGUCCGGCUGGAGGCUGGAUUUACUCAAGGCUUGUAUCUAUUAACUUAUUUAAAUGAGCUAAAUUCGGCCUUGGCAAAUAUCCACGAGACGGUUUCCAGUCUGGUAAACAACAGCUCAGCCACCUGUUAUGGCCUUGGCAGCUACGCUGAGAAGAGCCGGCCAUUGUGCUGCCUGACCUUGGCAAAUAUCCACGAGACAAUUCCAGUCUGGGCUUCUGCCCAAACCGUCGAUUCUCUGGCUCCUUGGACGCUGGCUGACCUGCUGCGCUUUUCCACCUUGACACUGGAUUUCCGCACGGUCAACGACGAUAUUGCCGUUUUACCUGAACCACAGGGGCACGUGCCUGAGCCAGUUUGCCCACUGUGGGGAAAGGAAGUCUCAGGAGGCAUUCUGCGCGCCAUGGAGAAACCGUGGAAGUGUGGGGAUUGCGGGAAAGGAUUCCACUAUCCCUCCAUGCUGGAGAUCCACCACCGUGUCCACACCGGGGAGCGGCCCUUCACCUGCUCCGUCUGCGGCAAGGGCUUCACCCAGUCGCCCCACCUGCUGUCCCACCAGCGGGUCCACACCGGGGAGCGGCCGUUCGCUUGCUCCGAGUGCGGGAAGGACUUCAGCGAAUCGUCCAGCCUGCUCAAGCACCAGCGGGUCCACACCGGGGAGCGGCCCUUCACCUGCUCGGUGUGCGGCAAGGGCUUCCCUCACUCGUCCACCCUGCUCAAGCACCGGCAGGUCCACACCGGGGAGCGGCCCUUCACCUGCACCGUCUGCGGCAAGGGCUUCCCUCACUCGUCCAGCCUGCUCAAGCACCAGCAGGUCCACACCGGGGAGCGGCCCUUCACCUGCACCGUCUGCGGCAAGGGCUUCACCCGCUCAUCGCACCUGCUGACCCACCAGCGGGUCCACACCGGGGAGAGGCCGUUCAGCUGCUCCGUCUGUGGCAAGAGCUUCUCUCACUCGUCCAGCCUGCUGCGGCACCAGCAGGUCCGCACCGCGGAGCGGUCCUUCACCUGCUCCGUCUGUGGCAAGAGCUUCUCUCACUCGUCCAGCCUGCUGCGGCACCAGCAGGUCCACACCGCGGAGCGUCCUUUACCUGCUCCGUCUGUGGCAAGAGCUUCUCUCACUCAUCCACCCUGCUGCGGCACCAGCAGGUGCACACCGGCGAGGGCGCCUUCACCUGCUCCGUCUGUGGCAAGGGCUUCCCCCACUCGUCCGGCCUCCAGAUCCACCAGCGGGUCCACACGGGGGAACAUCCUUCCGAUAGACCAGAAGUGCACAUAAUACAGAGGAACUUCGAUUAUCCAGAAUUAGAUGAACCAGCACGGUGGCUCAGUGGUUAGUGCUGCUACCUCACAGUACCAGGGACCCGGGUUUCAUUCCUCCUCAGGCGACAGACUGUGUGGAGUUUGCACAUUCUCCCCGCGUCUGCGUGGGUUUCCUCCUAGUGCUCCGGUUCCGUCCCACAGUCCAAAGAUGUGCAGGUCAGGGUGAAUUGGCCAUGCUAAAUUGCCUGUAGUGUUAGUUACAUUAGUCAGAGGGAAAUGGGUCUGGGUGGGUUACUCUUCGGAGGGUCAGUGUGGACUGGUUGGGCCUGUUUCCACACUGGAAGGGAUCUAAUCGUCAAGCGACUGAAAUACACCCUGCAUGUGUCCUUUGGAUAAUCGAGGUUCCUGUGUAUUCCAAAAGUGGCCUAACCAACGUCCUGUCCAGACCCCAACCCCUAUACUCAGUGCUGUGACCAAUAAAGUGAUCUGCAGAAUCUGCGGGACUUGCUUAAUCCUGGAAGGUAAAUCACGUGUUUCUCCUUCUGUUGCAGGUGGAUCCAAGAUUUCACUCUCUGUCCCAUUGAGUCUCCAGUCAGGUCCUUCAGCUCAACUGGUCUCUCUCAGUAUUUCUGACCCAUGUGAGCCUCUACGCACCUCCCCUUCACUUGCUCACACUUGAUUUCCCUUACAGCAGCAUUCCCUUCAGUUCCUUUCUCCCUGACGUCUGUAACCAGCUUCUCCUUAAAUGCCGUCCACCUCGACCUGCUACUGUGGGGGUCAUUCCCGCUGCAGACAGAGGUCUCUCCUUUGUAACCUCUUCAAAAGAUUUACCGCUGACUUCCCCCUUCAGUCUUUUCCAUUUCUGGGUCUCCCCGCUGUUGCGAAACUUGGAAGGGUUCAGAAAAGAUUGACAAGGAUGUUGCCAGGGUUGGAGGAUCUGAGCUACAGGGAGAGGCUGAACAGGCUGGGGCUGUUUCCCCUGGAGCGUCGGAGGCUGAGGGAUGACCUUAUAGAGGUUUACAAAAUUAUGAGGGGCAUGGAUAGGAUAAAUAGGCAAGGUCUUUUCCCUGGGGUUGGGGAAUCCAGAACUAGAGGGCAUAGGUUUAGGGUGAGAGGGGAAGAUAUAAAAGAGACCUACAGGGCAACUUUUUCAUACAGAAGGUGGUGUGUGUACGGAAUGAGCUGCCAGAGGAUGUGGUGGAGGCUGGUACAAUUGCAACAUUUAAGAGGCAUUUGGAUGGGUAUAUGAAUAGGAAGGGUUUGGAGGGAUAUGGGCCGGGUGCUGGCAGGUGGGACUAGUUUGGGUUGGGAUAUUUGGUCGGUAUGGACGGGUUAGACCGAAGGGUCUGUAUCCAUGCUGUACGUCUCUUGACAAAGCCUUGUCUGAGGGUGAAAUGUUGUCAUUCCCGUUGAUGCGGGUGGUCCCCUGUCUGUCGUCCUUUUUGUUUCCUUUCUCGGAAAGGACGUCGCGGACAUGGACAGCGUUCCCGAGCCCCGCUCCGGAACGGGCUGUUCCGUCCUCUUCCAGGCCCCGGGGUGGGGGGAAGGGGCAGCUUGAGUGCAGUGGGAGAGUGGGCCGUUCACCGGGAGGGUGCCAAUGGGACGGGAGAGCGGUACCGGUAAUGGGGUGAGGGGGAGAUGCCUCAGACCGCCAGAAACACUGGGGCAGCUGCUCGCGUGCUCCUUUUGGAUCUCACAGCACAGGGAGGCCAUUCAUCUGAUUACCUCUCUGCCUCUGCGUCUGUCUGUCUCUCUGAGGUGACAGCGGAUUCCAGCAUAUUGCUGCUUGCUGGGUAAACCUGUUUUUCCUCUGUUUUCCCCCUCUCUCUCCUGCUCAAACCCCUGAACUUCAGGCCGCCCCUGACCUUGUCACUAUCAGUGAAUAGGGAACAGCUUUUCUUCCUCCACCUUAUCUGAACCUAUCACAAUCUUCCCCACUUUCACCAGUUGUAUCUGUGUGUGACCCUCUCUUUCUGUGUCUCUUUCUCUCCUAAGCCCCCUCCCUCACCACAUCCCAUUUACCCACCCCCUCCUGUCAUGCUCCCACUUUCAAACGGUCUCGUUGUGUUUUCACUGCCUCUUCCCCAUCGUUUCCGUCAAGCACCUCAUCUCACGCUUAGAACCCCUGCAGUGUAGGAGCAGGCCCUUCAGCCCAUCCAACCCUCCCUCACCCAGACCUCUGCCUGUAACCCUGCAAUUCCCAUUGGCUAACCCACCUAGCCUACACAUCCCUGGGCACUAUGGGUAAUUUAGCACGGCCAGUCCACCCAAACCUGCACAUCCCUGGAUACUAUAGGACAAUUUAGCCUGGCCAAUCCUACACUAAGGGUGGAUUGGCCAUGCUAAAUUACCCAUAGUACCCAGGGAUGUGUAGGUUAGGGUCGAUUGGCCAUGCUAAAUUACCCAAUCCUACACAUCCCUGGGUACUGUUAGGAUAAAAUAAGUCAAGGGAGGGUGGAGCUAUAGCUGCUGUUUGGGGAAUCGAAACUGUUGCUUACGUGGCCAGCUCAGCUGCCAACGCCCAAAUGAGCUCAAUAACAGGAAACGCCUCGCAAACGCGAAAUGUCCUAAUAAGACAAUGCUUAGUAGCUCCGCGAAGCUCUGCUUAGCAAAGAGUAUAUCAGGAGCAGAUUUGGGAGGGGAAGGCAGAACGUGCCUUCUCCAGUGAAUGCAUGGUGAUUCACUGUAUCAACUACGAUUCUGCAAUAAAGCCUGCUUGUGCCAAACAA
Messenger RNA from Hemiscyllium ocellatum (epaulette shark), 5915 nucleotides. RefSeq names its product zinc finger protein 420-like. Lineage: Eukaryota; Metazoa; Chordata; Chondrichthyes; Orectolobiformes; Hemiscylliidae. Gene Ontology annotation, molecular function: histone H3K4 methyltransferase activity; histone H3K36 methyltransferase activity; recombination hotspot binding. Bases 626 to 3202 code for a protein of 858 amino acids. Gene Ontology annotation, cellular component: nucleus. The record is from RefSeq and is a predicted model, not a curated record. Gene Ontology annotation, biological process: positive regulation of reciprocal meiotic recombination. The transcript is spliced from 6 exons.